CGGCGGGCGCGCGACUCGGCCGUACACUGCAGCCACCCACGCGCGUGCUCGCGCAUCUACCCGCACUCCGCACGUGCGGCAACAUAAAAGGCGGGAAAAUACAGGCAGUAUAGCGGUUUUAACAAAAAUCACUAUUAACUCGCCAAAACACUUCAAAAUUAAGUCACGAGUAUUUUCUGUACGAGAAAGUGAACUCAGUGCAUAUUAAGUGAUGUUUUCAAGUUUCAAAAAUGUUUAAAGUGGCUCCACUGCAAAAUAAUGAGGUUCCCCGUCUGAAGUGACGUUUGCGCAGCGCCGCCGGCGACCACGUCUAAAAGAUGAAGUUGUUCAAGAGGAGGCUGUCGUUCAGCGGAGAUAAACAGAAACGGGUUUCCCGCACAGACGACCCCUUUGAGCACGAGGACCGAGCCCGAUUCUCCGACACCAGCUGGCAGAUCCACCGGACCUGGCGGCGCGAGGACCCUCUCCCGCUGUCGCCUCCACCACUGCGGACCGCGGCAGCUACGUCAGCACCCGCUCCACAACUCCGCAAUGACCAGAAUGGCAUCUAUGACACUAUUACGACACGAGCCGUCAGCGCUCCUGCCACUCCCGCCGGGGCGUUAUUUGGAAGAGAUCAAACUGGCGCGCGGUCAGCGAGCUUCCCCGUCGGCGGCUCCGCGGGGCGGCUGGACCUGUGCUACGUGGCCGAGCGCAUGCUGGCGCUGCACCUGCCCGACCGCGACGCGCACGCCGAGGCGCAGGCCGCGCACAUGCUCACCAACAAGCACGGCGAACAUUUCAUGGUGUUUGAGGUGAGCUGUAGCGACGGCAGCGGAGCGGGGCGAGACGCGCGAGCGGCAUUCGGGCGCGCGCGAGCGCUAGGCUGGGCGGGGACGCUAGCGCCGCCGCUGGAGCGACUGUGCGCCGCUUGCAAGCACAUCGAGAGCUGGCUGGCCGCGCACCCGCGGAACGUAGCUGUACUACUCGCCUGGGGCAACCGAGAGCGACUGGGCGUGUUGGUAGCGGCGUAUAUGCACUACUCUGCUAUCUGCGGCGCACCCGAGCACGCACUGGACCGGUACGCCAUGCGGCGCUACCUCGACGACCGCGUGCCCGUCUUCCACCUGCCCUCCAACAAGAGGUAUAUAGACACAUUUGCCGGGCUGCUGGCGGGGCAGAUCCGCGUGAACGCGGCGCCGCUGCACCUGACGCACGUGAGCGUGGCCGGCGCGCUGGCCCCGGCCUCGGAGCCCACCAUCGCCUUCCUCAAGAUCUACGAGAACUUCGUCUGCGUCUAUACCUCGGGCUUGUACAUGGUGAGCGGCGGCGGGUGGACGGUGGGCGUGGGGCGGCUGGCGCUGCGCGGCGACGUGCUGGUGCGCGCGUACCGGCGGCCCGCGCAGGCGCAGCGGCGGCGGCUCGUGUUCGCCUGCCAGUUCCACACGUGCGCCGUCGCCGACCACACGCUCUCCUUCACCAAGCAGCAGCUCGACCACGCCGCGCACGACCCAUCGUUCCCGUCGGACGGCGCGGUGGAGCUGGUGUUCGCGCGCAGCGAGGGCGGCGGCGGCGCGGCGCCGGCGCCCACGCCCGCGGCCCCGCUGCGCGCCGCGCCCGACGCGCUCGCGCGCGCCGACUCGCUAGACCACCUGCGCCCGCUCUCCACCCUCACCGAUGAUGACCCUGGUGAAAACAACGGCAGCGCCGAAGGUUCCGGGUCGGGAGGCGAGGCCGGGGAGGGGGCUGAAGCGGCGCACACGUUCGGUCCCCUCGACGGGUCCAUCUACGCGACAGUGGUGCGCGCGGGCGGCGGGCCCGCGUCCCUGCUCAGCGCGUCCAUGGACUCGGGCAUCUCGUCGGCGGGGCGGCGCGCGGCGCCUAGCCCGCCCGACGAGCUCGACGCGCUGCUCGGGGACAUGCUGCGCACCGUCAGCGCGCUGCCCGACCCGCCCGGCGCGGGCGCGCAGCCUGCCGCCGCGCAAUCGCACUCCGACCGCGCGCCUGACAUACCGUAUCACGCGCGCGCCGACUCCGCUCCCUUCACCUACGGAGCGCCAGGCUUGCGGCCCGGCAUGCUGCGCGCUCCCAACCGCCUGGCCAGCCCCGAGCUGGUGCGGCGGGCUCUCGGCGGCGACCGCUCCUACCGACCCAUCGAAGACGACGACGACGAACGAGUCGCCACCCCUGAACCGCCGUCGCCUCAUACCCCUGUUUCUCCGCGCACCCUUCGUAAACUUACUCAUGAAGAUGUCACCACUACCAAGACUACAGCAGUACCACCGCCGGCCUCUCCUUUACGAAAUGGGAGGUGGUUGAACGGGGACGCGGAUUGGAUCGACCGACCUCCAAGUAACACUCGCAAGGCGAUUGAAGAAAAUGGAACGUGGCGAUCAGCAAGCACGUUGGGAUGGCAUGAAAGUUCAAGGGCGAGGGAACCGCGAAGGUCGGAGAGUGCCCUGGAAGGCAGCACCGGCCUUACGUGGUUGCAGCGGCAACAACAGAAACUUCGAGAAAGGAGAGAAGCCAGGGAGAGAGUCCAGCGGUUACCUCUUGAAUGGGAUGCCACCAGACAUGUUCGCCGCUCUGCCAGCCACCGAAUGGAUGGCUACACUAGCGACACAACAGCAUUUGCUGACGACGAUGACGACUUCAGUGUUCCCCUACACGUCAACACGUUACGAACUCCACUUAGGAACGAUAGUAUCAGUCCGCAAGCACCUGACAGAACCUCAUCUAGAAAAUUCAUGUUCGAAAAGAUGACGAUGCGCGAGUGGAGUGGCAGUACCACGCCCAUUACGCCUACCACCGCGCCUGGUCUUCUGUCCUUAGCGGAACCGGCCAGCAAUGACACUAUCAUUCGAGAGCGGACGGAGAGCUGGUCGCGGUCGGAGUCCCGCGCGGGCACGCCGCUGUUCCCCACGCACCCGCGCACGCCCUACCCGCCCACGCCCACGCCCUCGCUCAGCGCGCGCCCGCCGCGCUCGCCGCCCGUCACCAGAAAAGAGCGCGAAAGCAGCCCCGAAUCGGAGUAUCGGAUGUACAACGGCAGUUGCGGGUCGCGGCGCUCGAGCGCGGGCGGGUCGGAGCCGCAGCACGUGGCGCCCGACCGCGAGCGCUUCGCCCGGGACACCAGCCACUUCUGGUACAAGCCCAACAUCUCCCGGGACGACGCGGUAGCAGCGCUGCAGCAGCUCGAAGAGGGCUCAUUCAUCGUGCGCGACUCGAACUCGUUCCCGGGCGCGUUCGGUCUGGCCGUGCGCGCGGGCCCGGGCGGCGGCGUGCGGCACUUCCUCGUGGAGCCGGCGGCGCGCGGCGUGCGCCUGCGCGGCAGCCCCGACGAGCCCGUGUUCGGCUCGCUGUCCGCGCUCGUCUACCAGCACACCGUCACGCCGCUCGCGCUGCCCGUGCCGCUGCGGCUGCCUGACAGGGAUCCAUGGAGCGGCGGCACCGCGAACGCGGCGGCCCGGGCCCUACUAGCGACAGGGGCGGCGUGCCACGUACUGCUGCUCGGCUCGGAGAACACCGAGGCGCUCACCGGCCCCGCCGCCGUCAAGCGAGCCGUCACCAACAUUAUACUGAAGAAGGGAGGAGCGCACGUGGUACACUUCAAGGUGUUCGGCGGCGGCAUCACGUUAACCGACUCGGCGCGGAAACUGUUCUUCAGGCGGCACUAUCCCGCCGCCAACGUGUCGUAUGCCGGCCUGGACCCGGACGAGCGACGCUACGCACACGUCGACAACGGCAUCAAGAAUGAAAAACGCAUUUUCGCGUUCGUGGCGCGCGCAGCGACGGGCUCCGACAACCAGUGCCACGUGUUCGCCGAGCUGGAGCCCGAGCAGCCCGCCACCGCUAUCGUCAACUUCGUCAACAAGGCAUUACUCGGAAACUCGCAGAAAAAGGACAUAAUAUAAGGGUCUCUAACAUCAACUGAUGAGUAUAAGUAAUGGAAUAUUCAUAGGAUGUGUUAUGCACUAACAGCGAUCUACGAGACCCCAGCUACUUUGUGGCAACACAUACAGAGUGUAUAAUCUAAAUGGACCAAUAUUUGGAUGUUUCACUCUGUAAAGUUGGGAAGCAUUAUUGUCCGUGUAAACACUGACUAUAUUAACUACAUUUGUGAGAUGUUUCACAAAUUGAACUUGGUCACUAUGAACUUUAAUUCAUUUACUAGUACAUAAAUGAACUCAUUUCAAAGAUUUUAUUUUUAAUACGCUUCGUAUUCACCAAGUACAAUUAACCAACCCUUUCGUUAGUUUUAAGCUAAAUUAAUAUAAAUGUUAUAUUAAUACUGUAGCAUAGAGAAGAAACUAACUAGUCUCAUAUAUUAAUUUAAUAUAUAAUGUAGUGAUAUCGAGCGUGCCUAUAUAAUGUUUAAAACGUCUACAUUGUCAAUGUGUAAUUAUGAGUUAAGGAUAAGAGUCCAUAAUUUGUUAUAAAAAUGUGAUGCAAUUUUGUCAUCUAUCUGCUCCAUUUGACAUAAAAUUAAACGUUCUAAUAUUAUAACACAUAACAGAUCUAGUAUCUAAGUAUCUAUCAAAUUAUUGAGAUAUUAUAACGAAAAAGCAUAAUGCCUAAUGGGCAUAAUCAGAAUCAUAUUAAUUUCUGCGUAUUAACAUUAUGUAGAUAUGUAUAUGUAUAGUGUGGUAUAGUUUAAUAAAAUAGCAUACCCAUAGACUCAAACUCAAUCAAAUUCUUAACCAUCUUUAGUGCUAUUAUAUUACAAGUACCUACCUAAUACAGACCCUGUAAUGACACAACAAGUUAAUCUUUAUUUAUAUGUAACAUGCCUACAUACAUAUGUUAAGCAUUAUUGUUUUUGUUAUGUGUUGUUGAAUUAGGACAGUUAAUUUUAUACGUUUUAAUGUAGACCCGAUGAUAUGUUAUGACAUAAAUCUCCAUCAAUUAAUUUCAUGAAAUUAUAUUUGCUAUGCGCAUUCAAUGGAUAUUUAGAAACGCGGGUCGUGAGAAAAGAGAGUGUAGAGAAGAACCUUAAUCAAAAAAUUCUAGAUCUAGAUAGAAAAUAAAUAAAUGCGACAGAACAAUAAUUCUCUAAUCAAUAAUGAAAGUCUUUCGUAGUGUAGUGGGUAACUCGAGAACCUAUAAAUGAAAUGACUACAUACAUGAGAAUCUAGUAAUCAUACAACGAAUAAUGUGAGUACAAGAAUGCUUAAAACGACUCAAUAAUUAUGUAAUAAAUAACCUGUAAAAAUGUUAACUUAAGAUGAAUACAGAACUUAAGAUGAUACAAAUAUUACAGCUUUGAAAAUCCUAAAUAAAACAUUUAAUAUUUAUUAGCACAGUAAUUACAACUACUGCACUGAUUCAUUCAAGAAACCCUAAAGUAAUUGGUACAAAUUAUUUAAUAAUUUGUCUAUAAUAGCACUACAAACUAUAAAAACCAUAGUCGCAAUUCGUCAGUAGUAGUAGCCAAGUACAUCUAUAGCAAUAUAUCUAAGAUGGGUUACAAUCUGUGUUUGAGAUAUUGCAUAUUAAUUUUUAAUACAGUUGCUCAAAAAGUGCUACUUUACGUAGCUGUUUAGCGUGCGGAAAGUUGGUUAUCUCGAACUAGUGCUUUUUACUUUUCCAAUUUUUUUAAAUUUAUACUUGUUCCAAUUCACGACUACUUAUUGAUGAGUGUUAAUAUUAGUUUCCUUUAAACGUCGUAAUCAGCAUAAAAACCUACUGUUAAUGUAAGAAUACGAAAAAUAUUACAUAUUUCAUAUUUAAUUACUUACCUCUUCAUCAUUAUAACACGUUUAUUUUUUAAUAUUCAAUAUUGAAAAUUCCGUUCUUAAUAAGUUGACUGAAUGGAACGGAAUAGCUGCCAAACGCCCAUAGAUAUAAUAUACUUAAAGACGACGUCUAACCGAGCUGUCACUGUUACCACUUUUGUUUAGUGUACGAUUAACAAUGUUUUUCUUAUUUUUUCGCAACUGUAUUAAAAAACGUCGUUCGAUACACGUGCGGAAAUGUCAUUCUUCACUCGUCCCGAGUCUUGCCACUCGCCUGCGGCUCGUGGCAAGAUAUCUCGGUACUCGUGAAGUAAUGACAUACCUUCCGCACUAGCAUCGAAAUGUACUAUUAUUAUUAAAGAGUAGGUACAAUUAUGUACAGUUGACGUUAAAGAUAUGUUUACACUUUAGCACCUUACUACUUUGUAAUAAGGCGAAAAAUGUAAACAAUCUUUGACGCUAACUAUACCAUAUUAUACAACCCGUAAUCAAUAUUUGACGCCAUAGAUUUGCCUUAUAAGAGUACACCAGUGAUUAAAUAAGAAUUAUAUUUUAAUUCUGUAAUGAUAUCCAGCUAAGAUAUUAAUGUUAAAUGUAACACGUCUAUUGUAAUAAAUAACUGUUGUAAAAUGUAUUUAUUGGUUAUAAUACAUUAUUUGAAAUAAA
This is a messenger RNA of Cydia fagiglandana, 6380 nucleotides long. It is a transcript of the gene by, whose product is annotated as tensin-2. Lineage: Eukaryota; Metazoa; Arthropoda; Insecta; Lepidoptera; Tortricidae. Gene Ontology annotation, molecular function: protein binding. Gene Ontology annotation, cellular component: focal adhesion. The transcript has 21 exons. Bases 318 to 3893 code for a protein of 1191 amino acids. The record is from RefSeq and is a predicted model, not a curated record.